Molecule: messenger RNA, 4736 nt
Organism: Salmo salar (Atlantic salmon)
Lineage: Eukaryota; Metazoa; Chordata; Actinopteri; Salmoniformes; Salmonidae
Product: DNA-binding protein SATB1
Biological process (GO): microtubule cytoskeleton organization; regulation of transcription by RNA polymerase II; chromatin remodeling
Cellular component (GO): microtubule
Molecular function (GO): calmodulin binding; RNA polymerase II cis-regulatory region sequence-specific DNA binding; microtubule binding
Source: RefSeq, a predicted model, not a curated record
UUGCGAUAGCCUAAUUGAGGAAAGCGCCACGAGCCACUUUGAAAGACACUUGAAGCUCACCGGCAGGUUCCGUCACUCGUCCGACUGUCACACACGACAGACAUCAGUUCUGCAGCUCCGAAGCAGAGUGAGCUUUCUGAAAUACAUGUAGGUACCUGAAUUUAUCGCGCAUUCUAAAUUGUACAUUCUAAAUAAUUUUAUGGGACCUUAGACGCUUUGUUUAAUCUCAAUGGAUAUCCAACUAUUCAACGGAUUCCUCUGUUAUUGAAGUGUGGGGAUCACUCAGUCCCACAUGUGAUGGACCCCCAGCAGUGUGAUGGAGGCCAUGUGUCAGAGGGGUGUAACACUCCUGGUAAUGGGGACCACUGGCCCCCUCCUGCCAAACUGGUCCGCCUGGAGUUGAACGGUGGUGGGGGCCCCUCAGGUCCACACCAGGGCAGGACGAGACAGGGGAGCCCAGGGGUCAGAACUUCAGCCCCCAAACUCACCACACCCGCACCACAACCCAAGAACUGGCAUAAUAGAGGAAGCCUGCUGCCUGUGAUGUGUUUGGUGGAGCACAGAGAGAGCCCGGUCCUGGCAGUGGAGGCUGAGAGUAGAGAGGAGCAUGCAGAGUUUGUACUGGUCAGGAGAGACCUGCUGUUUAACCAGCUGAUAGAGAUGGCUUUACUGGCCCUGGGCUACUCUCACAGCUCAGCAGCACAGGCGAAAGGUUCCAUCCAGGUGGGUAGGUGGAACCCUGUCCCUCUGUCCUGUGUGACUGAUGCUCCUGAUGCCACUGUGGCUGACAUGCUGCAGGACCUCUACCAUGUGACCACCCUCAAGAUUCAGCUCACCAGUUGUCCCAUGUUGGAGGACCUCCCUUCAGAACAGUGGAGUCACUCCACAGUGAGAAACGCCCUGAAGGAGCUAUUGAGAGACAUGAACCAGAGCUCACUGGCCAAAGAGUGCCCUCUGUCCCAGAGUAUGAUCUCCUCCAUUGUUAACAGCACCUACUAUGCAAAUGUAUCGGCCUCCAAGUGCCACGAGUUUGGCCGUUGGUAUAAGGACUUCAUGAAUACCAAAGGCAUCAUGGAGAUUGACAGCUUCUCUGACCAAUCCCAACCGAGCUCCACCCACCCAUCAACCAAACAACCAUUCCCAGGCAGGACAGCCGAGCAGGUCUGCUCCUCGCCCCUCCCCUUCCCUCACGGGGGUGCCACCCACAUUUCUGGGCGUAGUUGUCUGGCCCCAAGUCUCUGCCCCCCGGGGCUGGUGACCGCCCCCCUCAGCCCCCAGCUAGUCAGCCCCCAACAGAUAGUCAUGGCCCAGUUCCUCAACCAGCAGUAUGCAGUCAGCCAUAUGCUAGCCCAGCAAAGCCUGUCUGUAUCUGUCUCCACCUCCCCCCACCAGUUCCUCAACCACCCCCCUGUUGUGAGGCCUCCCCCCUCCCUGGCCCUAGCCAAGGGCCUCGACCCCCAGCCCCAGGCUGGACCACCAAGACCCGGGUCUGGGUCCCAGAGCCAGGUGUGUGGACCAUCAGACAUCUCAUGUGAGAUCUACCAGUGGGUGAGAGAGGAGCUGAAGAGAGCAGGCAUCUCCCAGGCUGUAUUCGCCCGUGUGGCCUUCAACAGGACCCAGGGCUUGUUGUCUGAGAUCCUGCGUAAGGAGGAGGAUCCUAAGAGCGCGUCUCAGUCUCUCCUGGUCAACCUGCGGUCCAUGCAGAGUUUCCUACAGAUACCGGAAGGUGACCGCGACCGUAUCUACCAGGAGGAGAGAGAGAGGAGUCUGACCACGUCGACCAUUAUCAACCAUUCACCCAACAACACUACCCCACCAUGCCACACACAGACCAGAAAGGAAGAGGGAAACUUUGUUAAGGCUGAAGAUUGGCACUCCCAGGUUUCCAUUGUAUUUCCUAAAGUGAGGCUGUCUCCAGUAGCAGUAGUAAACAGAGGGGUGAAGAACGAGGGAUGUGUUCUAAACAGAGGGGUGAAGAACGAGGGAUGUGUUCUAGACAGAGGGGUGAAGAGCGAGGGAUGUGUUCUAGACAGAGGGGUGAAGAGCGAGGGAUGUGUUCUAAACAGAGGGGUGAAGAGCGAGGGAUGUGUUCUAAACAGAGGGGUGAAGAGCGAGGGAUGUGUUCUAGACAGAGGGGUGAAGAGCGAGGGGUGUGUUCUAGACAGAGGGGUGAAGAACGAGGGAUGUGUUCUAGACAGAGGGGUGAAGAACGAGGGAUGUGUUCUUAACAUCAACAGUUCCAUCUAUGAGGAGAUCCAACAGGAGAUGAAGAGAGCCAAGGUUUCUCAGGCCAUGUUUGCCAAGAUGGCCGCAUCCAAGAGUCAGGGCUGGCUGUGUGAGCUGCUGCGCUGGAAGGAGGAUCCGUCCCCGGAGAACCGAACCCUGUGGGAGAACCUGUGUAUGAUCCGGCGCUUCCUGAGUCUGGCCCAGAUGGAACGAGACGCCAUCUAUGAACAGGAGAGCAACACUCUGCACCAACACUGUACAGACAGACUCACACAGCUAGUCAACAACAACACACUGCUCCAACGCCACUCCCCAUUGCAACAACAACACCAUCAACGAACACUGACCGCUCUGUCCCAGCUGCCCUUGCAGCCCCACGCGGAGCCUCGCCUGCCACCACAACAACCAUCCACAGCAUCACCGGCCGAAACUGAGGGGGGUAGGGGGCAACUGAGGACCUGGUGGGGGAGUAGUCAGGGUGAUGGGAGGGACGAGGACAUUACUGGCAGGGGCUGUAGGGGUUGGGGCCAGGGCAGGGUUAGGGGGGUGUGUAACAAUGACAAGAAAGGGGGAGAGGGACGGUGGGCGGGGGGCAGACAGACUAACGGCGAGGGCGAUGGUGGGAGUGAUGGCGAGGGGUUUCGGGUGUCCCGGGAAGCGCAGGGGAUCCUGCAGAGCUUCAUCCAGGACGUUGGUCUGAACCCAGACGAGGAGGCUGUCCACACCCUGUCAGCCCAGCUGGGCCUGCCCAAACACACCAUCCUCAGCUUCUUCCACACCCAGCACCACAGCUACACUCACCAGAACCAUAGACAGCACUACAGUGAGAUCCACCAAAACCACAACCAACAUCCGAGCCAGGACCACAACCACAGAGAGAAUCACAACCAACACCACACGGACCAGGACCAGCUCUUCUAUAAUGGAGCAGGCCCAACCCAGCCUAAGAGAACUACAGGGGGGGAGUGGACCAUAGAUCUCGCUGGACAAAUGGGGGGAGGAGGGGAGGAUAUGGAGCGGGAAGGGGAAAUAGAGGGGAAGGGGGAGGAGGACGCCAUUUUGAAAGAGUUGGAUGUGAGCAGUCAGACUAAUGCCGUCGCCACCCUAGAAGAGGAGCAACAUGAUUCUAACCAAUCUGAGACUGCCCAACCACAUGACUCUGAUGAAUAACAUGACUCCAUCCACUAGUUGUCCCCUUUAACCCAAUGAGAAGGCAUCAAUUUGAUAGACUCAUCUAGCUCUGCAGAAAAUAACAUUAGCGUUUUCUGGAGAACUGUAGUAAUUUAUGAUGUGGUGUUAUUGGCGUUUCCCUUAUUUGUAAUGAAAUGAUGUAGUUAUACAUGUAUGCAGAGUUAUUUUAAAUGCCCAGUGCAGUCAAAAACGAGAUUUUCCUGUGUUUUGGAUACAUUUCCACACUGAGGUUGGAAUAAAACAGUGAAAUUGUGAAAAGUAUGAUAAUGCCCUUUUAGUUUUUAGUUUGCCUGUUUGGGUGGGGGGGAGAUUUGGCCUGCCUGGUGACAUCACCAGACACUAAAUUAGUUAAUACACCAAUAAGAAAGAGAGUUCCAAACCUCUGCCAAUAACAGCUAAUUUUCAGAUUUCCCCUCCUCACUCAGACCACUCCCAGACAGUCCUAGCAACAUUUUUGCUUGAGAAAUUGUUUCUUUUUGACCAUUUUAACUAAAACAAUCACAGUAAGGUACUUAAUUGUUACCUACAAAUUCUUUGAUAUUGAGAUAAAAAUGGCUGCAUUGGACCUUUUACUGUUGAGGAUCCAAUUUUAAAGACAUUAUGCCAACAAAUGCCUUGUUGUAUGUGGCACUACCCAUCUGUUUUAUGCCUAGAUCAUCCUCUCUGGAUUUAAAAGACAUUGAAAUGUGAAUAUUUAUAUUGAUCCACUGGCAACAGCUGUAUUAUAGACACAUGAUACAGUAUAGUGUUUUGGUUUCUUUCUCCUUUACAAAACUCUGACAACUAUGCUUUCUUACAUCGAUCUGUCAUAAUGUCCACUUACUUGUCUCUUUGACUGACAGUAAAAUGUAAAAGUGUCUUAAAGUCAUUGCUGAUCAACAUAGUUGAGGGACAUCACUCAAAUUUUGUAUGCAAAUUAUUUCACUCUAGCAAAUGUAGUGUAGGUCAAUUGCCUAAUUGUAGAAGAAAAGGCUAAAUAUGCAAAGGGUGUGUGUGUGUGUGUGUGUGUGUGUGUGUGUGUGUGUGUGUGUGUGUGUGUGUGUGUGUGUGUGUGUGUGUGUGUGUGUGUGUGUGUGUGUGUGUGUGUGUGUGUGUGUGUGUUAAUUAGUUCCUGCCUUGUCUUCUUUUGAUUAACUCUACCAUCUUUCAAUCUGUUUUUGUUGAAAAUAAAAUGUAGUAUUUGUUUUAAGAGUUCAUUCCAUUGAUGCAUGAGUUAUAUUUGAAGUGGUCGUUUUAAACAGCAAUGCAUUGGAUUGCAGAAUGACAUUAAAGCUGUGAUUUACUAUUUGUUUCAUCACACAUUAAACAGUUCUAAAAUG